AUGCUCUCGCUCUCGAUCACGCCACACCCGCUCUUGCUCCCGAUCACGGUCUCGCUCGCGGUCGCACUCUCGGUCUCGCCAAAGAAAAAGAGCCGGGCGAACGCGUUCCAGGGCUCGCCUGCUGUGCUGCCGCCGAUUGCUGGGCGGCGGCGGGCUGGAGGGUCGGCCUCGUCGCGGACGCCGAGAGAUGGUUACGCUGGCUCGUAUAACAAUGGCCAGGCGGUGGACGGACUUCCGCGGGCGGAUCUAUUCGAGGCGUGCCAGGCGCUCGACAUCGAAGCGCUGCAGGUGAUGCUUGACCACGGCGAAACCCGAAUGUCAAGCUCGGCUCGGGAGUGA
Messenger RNA from Thecamonas trahens ATCC 50062, 339 nucleotides. RefSeq lists its product as uncharacterized. The transcript is spliced from 2 exons. The record is from RefSeq and is a predicted model, not a curated record. Bases 1 to 339 code for a protein of 112 amino acids. Lineage: Eukaryota; Apusomonadida; Apusomonadidae.